Messenger RNA from Anthostomella pinea, 891 nucleotides. Lineage: Eukaryota; Fungi; Ascomycota; Sordariomycetes; Xylariales; Xylariaceae. The record is from the annotation of a GenBank genome assembly.
AUGGCGUUAUUCGAGAAACUCGACUUCGACCCGGAUAAGGUGCCCAACGUCAAGCUCGCCCUUCACAUCGCCCAGGUGGUGCUGGCGUUGGUCAUCUUUAUCCUCGAGAUCAUAGUCUUCAAAGCGAACAAUGCCUCCAUAAACGGAAACAAUGGCUGGCCAUUUGGCUUGUGUUUCCUGUCCAUCCCCGCGUGGCUGUACCUGGCCAUGACUCCCCGAUUCGAGCGGACGCGCAAGGCUGCCCUGCCUAGUGUUAUGGUCUCUUUCGACGCCCUCUUCGCCAUCUUCUGGCUGUCUGCAUUUGCCAGCCAGGCCGCAUACGACACCGCCAACUCGUGUGGUGAUGGCUGCAAGGUUAGCAAGGCCGUAGUCGGAAUAGCAUUCUUCGAGAUGCUGUUAUGGAUUCUGUCGACAGCCGUCAGCGCGUACACCUUGCGGUACUACCAGGCAAACGGCGACCUCCCGGGCUACGAGAAGAUCGGCCUGAGCCGCCAGAACAUCGACCCAGACAAGGCCGCCUUCUCCAUGGCGCCGCACGACGAGGAGGCGUACGCGCCGGUACAACUGGACGACCACCACGACGACCACCACGAUCACCACGAUGGUCACGAUAAUCCAUACGACCCUGAUUCGUUCGGCGCGCGACCUUUGUACGAGACGGAAACCUCGUAUCGCCCCCAACACACGGCGUCGCCCUCGAACGACAACCCCUUCGACAACAACUACCGGACGCACAGCACCUCGCCGCUGCCGCAUACCGACCCUUACGCCGACCCCUAUGGGGCACCAUCGACAGGACCGCAGAUAUAUGCCCCGCCUGUAGCGGAGGACUAUGAUGAUGGGAGACCGGCCCAGUUCCCUAACGCGAAUUACGACAGGACGCUGCAUUAA